This is a messenger RNA of Colletotrichum fioriniae, 1809 nucleotides long. RefSeq lists its product as uncharacterized. The record is from RefSeq and is a predicted model, not a curated record. Lineage: Eukaryota; Fungi; Ascomycota; Sordariomycetes; Glomerellales; Glomerellaceae.
AUGGCGGAUUCAUCAUAUAUCGCGCCUGAAGCCGACAUGGCGCCAAGCUCCUCCCCGGAAACUGGGUUUUCGGGAGGAAGGACCGCCCUUGCUGGCCCAACUGGAGAGAAUUGCGGCCAGUAUCAGAUCCAAACUUCCCGAAGCCCAAGCACGGAGUAUGAUCCGACCGGAGAUGGGAUCGUGGAAUAUUCACCUUCAGAGGACGAAGAGGAGGAAGACGACAUCGACUCCUCAUUCUUGUCCGAAACAAAAUGGUUCGCUGCAAGCCCAUGUUCAGAAGGAAGCACACCCCCGACUGAGUACGUCGCUUCAUCCAAAUCCACGACUCCGGUCAAGAAGACUCCCGCCAAGAAUACUCCGCCCAGCUCGCCUCCUACCAAGGUGAAGCUCGAACUCAAGGGAACGCCCCCGGCCCAAGUCCAACAACCCAAGAAGCGAUACCUCACGGCCUCACCCCAUAGAUCUCUCACGAAGACAUCAUCAAAGCCAAUCCUGGUAGACUUCCACCCUCGCAACUCCAGCCUCGAGCAAAUCCAAGCUCUCAGAGCGCGCCUUGACAUGGGCCAGGAACUCGUCUACAAGACCCAGGUAAACCUCCUCCACUGGCAAAACAACAUCGAGGCCCAAGUCAAGGACCUAAAGGAAGAAGUCCGAAACACCAACAUCGAGACGAAGAAGCGCCAGGACAAGCUCGAAGACCAACAGGACCAGCUCGAGGAGAAACACGAGGUGACUGACUCCCGCAGUGCCAGAAACGAGCGUCGCCUCGCAGAGGUCGAGAUCACCAUCGAGGAUGUCAUCGGCAAGCCUCCCAAUCUGCCCGGCCUCUUUCCGCCUGGACACUCGUCGUACUUUAGUGGACCGACGAGUCCCAGCCGUAUCCCGGGAGCCUGGGGCCCCCGAAGCAGCCGCAGCUCGCGCACAUCGCGGACGGGCUCGGCGGCUCCUCUCCCCAGCAUCGAGAUGAGCGAUGCGGUCAAGGCUAUCAAGCCAACCUUGGGCGGUCGCUCUUUCUGCUCCGUGGACACUGUCUCUCCCCCGACCCUGUCCCCUUCGACAGGUUCUAAGAGAAAGUCUGCGGACCUGGAGUCUGACGAAAAGGACGCCGAGGUCAGAAGCGCGAAGAGGCAAAAAAAGAACAAGACAGCGAGCAAGGCCACAAAGCAGCCGGCGAAGAACAAAUCCGCCAACGCAACCAAGACCGCACCCAAGAAGACUACCACCCCGCCGCAGUCACAGAAGUGCAAGGCGGAGAAGGAGUCCGAAGAGGGCGGCGGCAAAGAUACGCGAAAGAAGAACUCGGACAAUGAGGACACUCGACCUUCUAACAAGAGGCCGGCCAACACGGCUAGCAUGAUCCCGAAUUGCGGCUACCAGCCCAUGAACCUUGCCCCCCUUCCCAAGGAGAUAGAAACAGCGCCCAAGGACCGGAAGCGCAAGGCAGAAGAUGAGGUCGAAGAGGACGGCAAAGAUGAGGGAGAGAAGAACCAAGACGAUGAGUCUGGCAAGAGGCCCAUCAAGAAGGCCAGAACGACCAAGAAGUCCGACAUCAAGCCCAAAAAGACUGCUUCCACAUCCAAAAAGACGACUACCAAGCCCAAGGGCCAGAAGAGCAAAGUAGAGGAGGCCCAGAAAGAGAACGUUGAAAAGACCGAGACGGAGGAAAGCAAGGAGACAGAGGCUAAGCCGGACGAGGAGAAGAAGCCUGUCAAAGCUCCGAAGAAGAGGACUGCCAAGCCCGUCAAGCCGGCGGUGCCAGGGACCCGAACUGGCCUUCGCAGUCAGAAGACGGAGGCUGCUCCCGCUUAG